This is a messenger RNA of Osmia lignaria (orchard mason bee), 3515 nucleotides long. Its product is annotated as E3 ubiquitin-protein ligase TRIM33. NCBI's taxonomy places the organism in Eukaryota, Metazoa, Arthropoda, Insecta, Hymenoptera, Megachilidae. The record is from RefSeq and is a predicted model, not a curated record. Gene Ontology annotation, molecular function: protein binding; zinc ion binding. Gene Ontology annotation, cellular component: chromatin.
GCAGUAAUUGUAAGCAAUAGAAAAUAUAUAAUAUGGUGGACAAUGGCGCUACACGGUUUAAGAAAUAUAUAUUUUCAUAACAUAUAAAAACAAUUCUUGUGCGUAUUUAUUGGUACUUGAAUAAUUGUAACAUGGAGACUCGAACAAAUGAGCUAUUAACAACAGGCCCAUUAGCUACGGUUAAAGAGGAACCGCUUGAUCACAGUGGCGCGAAGCAAGACAUGCAACCAUCCCAAGUACAGGGCGUUUGCAUUGAAGAAGAGUGCGAACAGCGUAUUGAAUGUACAACAGAUGGUCAAGAGAAUGAAACGCGUGCAUUUUUAUCGAAGUGUGUAUUUUGUGGAAAAACAUUCACUUUUGGUGAUGAUCCAAAACUUUUAGAAUGUUUACAUGCAGCAUGCACAGCAUGUGUCAAUAGUAAACUCAGUGAUCAUAAUACAUCAGUUGACGUGGAUGUCUUGUUGGAAAGCAAUGUGAUUGCAUGUCAAAUUUGUAAUGUUACCACUCAAGCAGAAAAUUUAAUUGAGAAUCGAUUUCUUUCAAAGUUUAUAGAAGAAGAUAAUAGUCCAGGUACUGAUGAUGAAUCUAAAGAAACAGAGGAAGAAAAAAAAUGUACUAGUUGUCACGAUAAUGCUACUGCCACAAGUUGGUGUGUGGAAUGCGAAGAAUUUAUUUGUCAGAGUUGUGUUCUGGCACAUCAAAGAUUAAAAAUAACAAAAGAUCACACAAUUAAACCAAAGGAUGAAGUAGCCAAUGAUAGAGAUAAUGUUAAGAAAAGUAGCAAAAAAAUACCUGGCUGUUUGUUUUGUACCAUUCAUUCGCAUGAACAGUUGUCUUUAUUUUGUCAAACGUGUGAUAGGCUAACUUGUAGAGAUUGUCAGUUAACUGAACACAGAGAUCAUAAGUACAAAUUCAUUCAUGAAAUUGCUGCUGAAACACGAUCUUCGGUAUCUACUUUACUUAAGGAAGUGAGUUAUAAGCGGGUUUUAUUGAAAAGUGCAAUGAAAGUUAUAGAAGAUAGGCAAGUUCUCAUUUUAGAAAAAAAGAAAAGUUUAGUACAAGACAUAACACAAAUGGUGGUGCAAUUAACAAAUGCAAUUAACACAAGAGGAAAACAGUUGGUUAUGCGUUUAAAUGAAGUUUGUGAUCAAAAACAGAAUACUUUAAACGAAAAAAAAGUUGCUUUAGACCAAUUAUCGAAACUUACAGAUCAUUGUAUUCAGUUUGUAACUCAUGCUUUGAAAAAGGGUUCAGAUAUGGAAUUACUAUAUAGCAAAAAAUCUGUUACGAGUCAUUUGCAAAGAAUCAAAAGUAGACGAGCGGACAUUCCAAAUCCAGAAAUACCAGUUAGAAUACACUUAUCCUUGGAAAAAGUACCAGAUUUGAUAAAAGUGGUUUCAUCCAUUGGAGCAAUAGUUGUAGAUGGUAGAGUAUACCCUUCAAUAUCUCCAUUAGGUGGAGUAAAUGCACCAUAUAAUGAGUCUCAAACAGAUCAAAAGCAAACAACUAAUCUAUCAAAUGUGCAUAUGGAUGGUUCUUCCGUAGCUACACCAUUACCAGCUGCAACACAACCCUCGAAUAAUAUGCAACAAAAUUCCUAUCAGCAAGUGCCUCUUCAUCUAGCAUCCCAACAACAGCAGCAGCAACCACAAUCGCAAAACUAUAUGCAACAUCAUCCUCUGAAUAAUAUGCCACCUCGAUCGUCACCACAGGCGCAUCAGCCACGUGUGCCGUAUGCAGUUAAUUUUAAUAAUAGACUGCAACAGCCAUUAAUGAUGCAACAGCGUCCUUUAGGAAGUUGUCAUCAACAAGUAACAUCAUCUACACAUCCUCAUCAACAGGUUCAUAUAGACCAACUGGGACAGAACACAAGUUUACGCGGACUUCUUGCACAUAAUCCCCCUCCUUUUCGUCCUUCUACAAAUCAUGUACCAUAUCGCUUACCACCUUAUAGAUAUCCUCCAAAUAAUUCUCAACGACCAGUACCACCACAUACGUAUCAACCACCAAAUACAUCUAUUUCAAUGCCUAAUAUGAGGCUUCAACAAUGUAACCCAACUUCUCUUUCUACGCAACAUAUAAAUUAUCCUAUUCAACAACCAGCUGCAGCUCGUUGGCAUAUUCCUCAAAAUGUUAAUCCUUGUCUUCCUUGUUAUACUUCCCGUCAUCAAACACCUUCCAUGCCAGUUCCUACUAAUGAUACUUACAAAAUAACAUUAAAAAAUCAGCAAUCAAAUGCAAAUCAAAAAUAUAGUACACAAACAAGUACUAUCUCCGACAAUCCACCUCAGUCACAAAAUGCAGUAUCUGUUGGUCACACAGUCAGCUCAUCAGUACCUAAAACGCCUAGUCCUGUGCCUGCUGGAAAAUCAGAUGAAACUGAAAAAAGUUUAGAUAAAUUUUGCCAAAAAUCCUUAAACGAUUUAAUGCUCACUAUCGCAAAAUUAGAUAGUAACGGAAUCGUGGUAAUACCAGAAGCUCAACGAAAUCAAUUAGAUUCUACUCAAGUAGAUAGUUCAACGGAUGAAGGAAUGAAUCCAAUGACUGAAAAUUCAUCAGAUAAUUCAAAAAAUACUGCAGCAUCCAUGACAAAGGAUGAUCCCAAUGAAGACUGGUGUGCAGUAUGUAUGGAUGGAGGAGAUGCAGUAUUGUGUUGUGAUAAAUGCCCAAAAGUCUUCCACUUAUAUUGUCAUAUUCCUAGCUUAAGAUCGUUUCCUGAUGAAAGCGAAACUUGGCAAUGUAUGUUAUGUACGAAUGUUCUUGAUUGCUCGGAUGAUCCCCCAGAAGAAAGAAAACCGAACACAAUGAGCGCGAAAGAAUUACGAAUUGCGCAAAGAAUUGUGUUAGAACUUUAUUGUCAGUACGAACAAAGUUUACCUUUUCGCGAAGUCGUAUCUAGUGAGAUAGUUGACUAUCAUCGUAUUAUAAAGAAGCCAAUUGCAUUGGAUGUAAUUAGAGAUAAAUUAAAAUCUAAACAUCCAAAUCAUUAUACAGAUUUGAGACAGGUGAUGGCAGAUAUCAGAUUGAUGUUUAAGAAUGCUUUUACAUACAACCCUGUUGAGUCGCAAGUGUAUCAAGAAGCUCGAAAUUUAGAAGAAUUUUUUGAAAAAUUAUUGUUAAAAUGGGCUCCAAAUUAUGCUUACGAUGAUCCUUUUCUUUCGGCUGAUAGAGAUGAAGAUGAAGAAGUAUUUCCUCCCAACAGGAAAUACCGACGUAUAGUUAGUGAUUGAUUGUUAUUUUGCACAAUUGAGCACUUGAAUAUUCAUAUUAUUUUUAAAACACGUUAUAUUUUAAAAUAAUCUGUGGACAUUUCUUAGUUAUAUUGAACAUUGCUUUUCCCAUUUAGUGAAUUGAUAACGUACAUACAUUAUAAAUGUUUAAAGACAUUAACAGAAUAAUUGAACAAACGUUUAUAAUUAUAAUAUAGAAUUCUUCGAAUUUUUUGUUUAAUACAAAAAAAUUUAUAUCAUGCUUGAUAUGUAUAAGCUUAUAAGUGCAUGAAUUUAUAAAUUAAU